AUGUGUUGUACUGGUGGAAAUGUAUCAUUUUCACGAGUUAAUGCUCCUAUAGAAUUGCAACAAUUAUUUUUGGAUGGUUCAGUAGAAGGAAGGCAUUUUAGGCAACAUAUUCGAAGUUACAACCAUGUGCUCUCAUUCACUUCAAUUGGUGUUCACGUUGAUGAGAAUAUUCUUGCAUCUGGUCGUGGUAUAUAUACAUUUCGUGCUCAAGGUGCUUUUUACCAUAACAUAGGAGGUUUCUAUCCAAAUGAGGGUGCCAGACCGCGUUUCUUACAGCUAUACAUCUACGACACAGAUAAUGAGCUACAUAAUAGAAUGCAGGAAAAUCCACAACUCCACCAAAACGUAGUUCAAAAAUUACAAAAAAUGCUCCAUCAGUUUAAUCCUUUUGUAAUUAGGUUCAAACAACUGUCACAACUUCCAAAUAUCGGUGAAUGUAGCUUCAUACUUAAAGAGCGUCCAAGUAAUCACCAUUAA
This is a messenger RNA of Lathyrus sativus (Indian pea), 477 nucleotides long. Lineage: Eukaryota; Viridiplantae; Streptophyta; Magnoliopsida; Fabales; Fabaceae. The record is from the annotation of a GenBank genome assembly.